ACGUGCUUUACGCCUCAGGCACCAACGAGACCAGUGCGCACGACUCCGCGCUUGAAGGCCCCUUUUGCAGCAGUUGCUGUGAGUGCCGUAAAGCGGAGUUGCCGCCGCAGUUGGCUGAGAAAUCUUGUUCACAGAAAACAAGAUUAUCUUUUUACCCCAAAAGAUGAAACCAACUGGGUUACUUUCAAAAGACAACCAAGUGAGCACUGCAAACUGAUGAGUAGAAUCAGUAAGAACGUGAUUUUGGUGGUUUUAACUUUGACAAGUUCUGCAUUUCUGCUAUUUCAGUUGUACUACUACAAGCACUAUUUAUCAGCAAAGAAUGGAUCUGGUUUAUCAAAAUCCAAAGGAAGCCGAAUUGGAUUUGAUGGCACACAGUGGCGUGCAGUUAAAAAAUUUAUUAUGCUAACAUCCAGUCAAAAUGUACCCGUGUUCCUUAUUGAUCCUUUGAUUCUGGAAUUGAUUAAUAAAAACUUUGAACAAGUCAAGAAUACUUCUCAUGCCUCCUCCACUUCAGAAUGCAAGUUUUUCUGUGUUCCAAGAGACUUUACUACAUUUGCACUAAAGUAUCAACUAUGGAAGAAUGAGGAAGGCUGGUUUCGGAUAGCUGAAAAUAUGGGAUUUCAGUGCCUAAAGAUCGAGAGCAAGGACCCCCGGCUGGAUUGGAUAGACUCACUUUCUGGAACUGAAAUCCCCCUGCACUACAUCUGCAAAUUGGCCAGUCAUGCCAUCCACUUGGUGGUCUUUCAUGAGAGGAGUGGCAACUACCUCUGGCAUGGCCAUCUACGGCUGAAAGGACACGUCGACAGGAAGUUUGUUCCUUUUCGAAAGUUACAGUUUGGUCGUUAUCCUGGAGCUUUUGACAGGCCAGAGUUACAACAAAUUACUGUUGAUGGAUUAGAUGUUCUCAUUCCAAAAGAUCCAAUGCACUUUCUAGAAGAAAUACCACACUCUAGAUUUAUUGAGUGUAGGUAUAAAGAAGCUCGAGCAUUCUUUCAGCAAUACCUUGAUGAUAACACUGUGGAAGCUAUGACCUUUCAGAAGCGUGCAAAGGAAUUGUUGCAUCUAGCAGCCAAAACAUUAAAGAAGUUGGGAGUACGGUUCUGGCUGAGCAGUGGAACUUGUCUAGGAUGGUUUCGGCAAUGCAGCAUUAUUCCAUAUAGUAAAGAUGUUGACCUAGGAAUUUUUAUACAGGAUUACAAAUCUGAUAUUAUUUCAGCAUUUCAAGAUGCAGGACUCCCACUCAAACACAAAUUUGGGAAGGUAGAAGACAGCUUGGAAUUGUCUUUCCAAGGAAAAGAUGAUGUAAAACUUGACAUUUUUUUCUUCUAUGAAGAGACUGACCAUAUGUGGAAUGGAGGCACUCAGGCCAAAACAGGAAAAAAGUUUAAAUACCUGUUUCCCAAGUUUACACUGUGCUGGACUGAGUUUGUAGACACAAAGUUUCGUGUGCCCUGUGAAACCGUCGAAUAUAUCGAAGCCAACUAUGGUAAGACCUGGAAGAUUCCUAUAAAGACAUGGGACUGGAAGCGUUCUCCCCCCAACGUGCAGCCCAAUGGAGUCUGGCCUGUUUCUGAGUGGGAUGAAGUUAUCCAAUUGUACUGAGACAGUAGGUCAAAAUGGUAUUAAUAGAAUUCCCCUCCUGCACAAAAGGGAGAUGACUGUUUAAAAAGAUACAUGUCAAACGUAAGUAGGAACCAAAGAAAUAUGAGAAGUUUGAAGAUACAGAGAGUCCUAACUCCUGAGCCAUCUGAUAUAAUUCUCUCAUCUGACAUUUAUUAGAGUCUCCAUGUGCCAGGUGCAAUACUAGGUUACAGUGGCGAGGCAGACAUGAGUGAGACAGAUGCUGCCUCUUUUCACCCUCCCUUUGUUAAGCAACCCAGUUCCUUUGAGGGAAACCCCCUCACCCUUUGAAGAAUAUUACUUAUAUAGAAUACGAUAUGUUCUAUAAGUGCUUUCAGAAUGUUAAAUAAUGUUUGUACUGGAAGGUGGGCUUACCAGGUGCAAUUAAGGAAGGGUAUAUACCAGUAAAAAGGAAUAAGUCCUUUAAGCCUGUAUGUUAGGGCUACUUUUAAGGUUGUGGAGGCUGAGUUAAUAGUCAAGUGGUCAGAUUUCAAGUGAUGUCAAGAAAAGAUGUGAGGCGAUUCCUUUUACAAGCAACCUGAUGUGGAAUUGAUUUAGAGCACAGGGCAUCAUCUAAGAAAACGACAGUUUAUUUCUAGUCUUGUUAAAGAUAUGUAAAUUUCCAUACACCUUCUAUUUUCAUAUUUGAAGUGAAAAGAAAGCUUGUGUGUGUGUGAUGCUUCAAUUUCCAGCCAUUGUGAGAAUAUUUUCAUUGACCUAAUACUACUCGUUUGACAAAUCAUUCAAGUGAGACUAUGCUACCAGACAUGAUUUCAAAAGGGCUGUGAUUUCAUAAAACUUAUUUUCCUUAUUUCAUUCUCAAUCAAUAGGUAAAAUAUGAGCGAUUCAUGGUCACUUAAUAUUUUAUGAAUUUGUAAUCCUUAUAAAUCCCAAUUUUAAUGUUAACCCUAAAAUAUUAAUAGACAUACCUCUACUUUUUCUAAAUGUACCCCUUAUUGUAUUUAUUCAUCAAUUAUAGUUCCAUAUCUU
Molecule: messenger RNA, 2613 nt
Organism: Bubalus bubalis (water buffalo)
Lineage: Eukaryota; Metazoa; Chordata; Mammalia; Artiodactyla; Bovidae
Gene: FKTN
Product: fukutin
Exons: 10
Coding region: 217-1605 (462 amino acids)
Cellular component (GO): Golgi membrane
Source: RefSeq, a predicted model, not a curated record